This is a messenger RNA of Heterostelium album PN500, 2535 nucleotides long. RefSeq lists its product as uncharacterized. The record is from RefSeq and is a predicted model, not a curated record. The coding region runs from base 1 to 2535 and encodes 844 amino acids. NCBI's taxonomy places the organism in Eukaryota, Evosea, Eumycetozoa, Acytosteliales, Acytosteliaceae. The transcript is spliced from 11 exons.
AUGAGUGUAGAUUUAAACAAAGUUAUAAAUACAAUCAAAGAAAGAGAAUUAGAUAAAGUAAUAGAGUUGUACAAAGAUAGAAAUGAAUUGAUUAAUGAUCUAUUCAGUGUUUUAAAUUCAAAUUUCACUCAAAAAAAUAUUGUUGAGGAUUGUUUCUUCAUUUUGAAUGAAAUGAUAUCAAACACGAUUUGGAAUGAUCUAACAUUGACAACAAAGAUUGAAUUACAAUCAAAAUCAUUGGAUCUUCUUGAAUUGGAAUGUAAUCAUCUCAACACAAUCACAAUUGAAUUCAUUAACUACCUUUAUCACAAUCAUAAUCAUGAAAUCAAUGAAUAUCAAAGUAUAUUACAAUCAAUAUCAAAAAGAUAUAUCAAACAUAACAAUACUGAAUUUAGAUUCACAUGUUUGGAAUUGAUUUGUUUGAUUUUAAAAUCAAAAGUAUCAACUGAAGAAAUCAAUGAAUUCGAAUCAUCACUUUCAAAUUUGAUCACAAUCAGCUUUGAACAACCCAAUGACAAUACAUUGUAUUUUAUCAAACAUUUCGAAAUAAUCAAACCAAAUUUUCCUGAUUUACGUAUAGAAAAUGAAACAAUUACGACCUAUCUUAACAAUAGAUUUGAUGAUUAUAUCAUGAGUGAAUCAUACAACACAACAGUUUUCUCGAAUUUCUUUGAAGAAAUAUUUGAAUUAUCAGAUUCAAAUAAAUUGGAUGAUCGUAUCGCUCUUGUUUUAUUGAGUAAUCUAAUAUCUGCUACCGAAGACGAAGAUGUUCAAAUUGAAGAAGAAUUCAAAGAUAAAUACUUGCAUUUCAUUUUCAAACAAUUUUUUAAAAUAGAUGAUACACAAGUUCAAAGAUGGGAUGAUCAAAAACAAGUGUGUAGUUCCUCAGGCUUUCCAAUUCUAUGUUUAAAUUCAAUAGCUUUUACAUACGACAAGCUUUUAUAUCAAAGAUUCAAGGAGUUAAAAGAUCAAGUCAUUCAAACUGGAGAUUGGAAACAGUUAUGUGGAUUAUCAACUAUAGCUAGCGUGACACUUAAAGAUUAUAUCGAUGAAUAUACUUAUAUUGGUGUUUAUAAAUGGAUUUCUGAAUACUUUGUUCAUCCAGAACCAUAUGUAAGAGCAAACUAUAUCGAAUUAGCUGUAGCUUUGAUCGAACAAUGUGAACCAACAGUUGAAGAAACCAUUACUUUAUUGGAUAAUGUGUUGAGUUUGAAUGAUAGUCAUCCACCUGUCCAAAGAGGAAUAUUUAAAUUAAUCAACACAAUGAUUGCAUUGGAAAAUUCAAAAUUCAAAGAAAAGAUCGAUCGAGUUUUAGAGUACUGCUCGAAAUAUAUGAAUAUCGAACAACCAAAUGAUAUUAUAGAAGGUGUUGUUGGUUUAAUAGGUGGCAUCUGUGGCUCCAUGUUUGAAAGUAUUUCAAAAUAUGCCAAUAGUUAUCUUUCAUUCAUGAUGUCAAUCAUAAAGAGUGAUAGAUUCAAUCCACACAGUCACAUGUUUGGUAUAGUUCUUGAAGCAAUAAGUGUUAUCAUUUUAGAAUCUCACGGCUCGGUCGAUGUUGGUUUCAAACAUUCAUUUGAAACCAUUGAGAUUAUCAAGAGAAACAUGCCACCUCAUACCGAUGAGACAUCGGGUAACUACGCCAGAUCUUUGGUUCGAUUUGUCCAAGCAUUGAAAGCGAAAUUCCAACCACAUUAUGAAUUCCUCAUUCACUACCUUAUCAAUACUCUCGAUUUCCAAUGGGAUGAAAUCAAGCAAAUCUCGCAGGAUGAACUAGAUUCUCGUCAUGAGACCAUUGGGUUGACAAUUGCAUUGAUUCCCCUGCUUACAUCCGAACAACAACCAUCAAUCCAACCAUACAUCGGACAACUUAUAACCCAGCUUUACAAAAUGAUCGACUUUGGAUCAGUAAUAAUCAAAGAAGAUUCAGUUCGUUUACUUUCACUUUUAUUUGAAACUACAAUUACACACUAUCAACUCACUAAUCUCAAUAACAAAUCCAACACAAACAACAAACAUAUCGAAACACUUCGUCAAUCGAUCAUAAGUAGACUCCAACAAUCGAUUGAUAUGGAAGAGGACGAAGAUGUUUUAGAAAUCAAAGAAGAGGAACUUGAAAAUAUUAAUUAUAAUACCGAGAGCAAAUUUCCUACAUGUUUUUAUCAAAGCAGUAAAGAAUUUAAUAUUAUUUAUCUUUUUGUAAAAUUUAAGAAGAAACAUGCCACUCAUAACAACCCAGCUAUGAAUAACUACUCAAGAUCUUUAGUUCAAUUUGUUCAAUCACUUAAAUCGCAAUUCACUCUCUUAUCAAUUUUCUCGAUUUCCAAUCAUAUGAAAUCAAGAAAAUCUCACGAAGAACAUCCAUCGACCUAUCCUUAUAUCGGUCAAUUCAUACCUCAACUUUUCAAACUACUCGACUGUGAUUCCGCAAUUUACCCAGUACAUAUAAGAGAAAAACUGAUAUGUGGAUAUUUAGUUUACUCCUUUGAAUCAAUUAACAAUACCCCACCACAUUUUCAAAUACAAAACGAGCAUUGA